UCCAGACUUCAGCGAAGAGACAGAGAUUGCUUCCAACCUGAGUGAUGAGGCUGAACUACCAUGGCACCAUUCCAUGGACAUAAAUGGCACAGACACCCUAAACUCUACCACUAGCUCAUCAGCACAGAAGAAACGGCAACACCAUCAUGGCAAACACAAGAACCAGGGUAUCAGUGGAGUUCAUAGGGCCCCUCGUGCCCUCUUCUGUCUGACACUAAACAACCCCAUCCGAAGGGCUUGUAUCAACAUUGUGGAGUGGAAACCUUUUGAUAUUCUAAUACUCGUGACUAUUUUUGCAAACUGUGUGGCCUUAGGUGUACAUAUUCCUUUCCCUGAAGACGAUUCUAAUACUGCCAAUCAUAACCUGGAACAAGUAGAAUAUGUGUUUCUGAUCAUUUUUACAGUAGAAACCUUCCUAAAAAUCAUUGCCUAUGGAUUGGUGAUGCACCCGAGUGCCUAUAUCCGUAAUGGAUGGAAUCUUCUUGACUUUGUUAUUGUUAUAGUAGGACUGUUUAGUGUCAUUCUUGAACAGUUUACACACAAACAGGGAGACGCUCAUCACAUGGGAGGAAAGCCUGGAGGUUUCGAUGUCAAAGCACUUCGUGCUUUCAGAGUGCUACGACCUUUGAGGCUGGUCUCUGGGGUUCCAAGUCUUCAUAUUGUCCUAAACUCCAUCAUGAAAGCCAUGGUACCCCUGCUUCAUAUUGCACUUCUAGUUCUCUUCGUAAUUAUCAUCUAUGCCAUCAUUGGGCUGGAGCUCUUCAUUGGGAAGAUGCACAAGACGUGCUUUUACACUGGUACAGAUAUAAUGGCCGAAGAAGAGCCCGCACCCUGUGCAUUCUCAGGACAUGGCAGGCAGUGCACUGUUAAUGGCACAGUGUGCAGGGGUAAAUGGGAAGGUCCUAAUGGAGGAAUUACCAACUUUGACAACUUCUUUUUUGCCAUGCUGACAGUGUUCCAGUGCAUAACUAUGGAAGGGUGGACAGACGUCCUCUACUGGAUGCAGGAUGCCAUGGGCUAUGAGCUUCCCUGGAUAUAUUUUGUCAGUCUGGUCAUCUUUGGCUCUUUUUUUGUCCUGAAUUUGGUUUUGGGUGUAUUGAGUGGUGAAUUCUCCAAGGAAAGAGAGAAGGCCAAAGCUCGAGGAGACUUCCAGAAACUGAGGGAGAAGCAGCAACUGGAGGAAGACUUGAAGGGGUACUUUGACUGGAUCACACAGGCUGAAGACAUUGAUCCGGAGAAUGACGAUGAGGAGUUUGAAGGAAAACGCAACCGUGUCACUCUUGCUGACCUGACAGACAAAAGGAAGAACAAGCUUGGUUGGUUCAGUCACUCCAGUGAAACUCAUGCAAGCCUACCAGCCAGUGAAAACACUUCCGUGAACACAGAGAAUGUUGGGGAGGAAGAACACAUUGGUUGUUGCACACGCUGCAUGAGCAGGAUUACUAGGUCAAGACUAUGCCGUCCUUUGCGUCGAUGCAACCGUUUCAUCAGGAGGAAGUGUCGUGCUGCAGUGAAGUCUGUCACAUUCUACUGGAUAGUAUUACUGCUGGUGUUUCUUAAUACGUUGACGAUUGCCUCGGAACAUUACAACCAGCCUGAUUGGCUGACUCAGAUACAAGGUAUUGCAAACAAGGUUCUCCUUUCCCUUUUCACAGUAGAGAUGUUACUGAAGAUGUAUAGUCUAGGCUUGCAGGCUUACUUUGUCUCCUUCUUUAACCGUUUUGACUGUUUUGUUGUUUGUGGUGGCAUUAUGGAGACCAUCCUUGUGGAAUUUGAGAUCAUGCCACCACUGGGAAUCUCUGUGCUUCGAUGUGUCAGAUUGCUGAGGAUCUUCAAAGUGACAAGACAUUGGGCAUCACUCAGCAAUUUGGUGGCCUCCCUUCUAAACUCCAUGAAGUCAAUUGCUUCAUUACUGCUUCUUCUGUUUCUCUUCAUCAUAAUCUUUUCACUGCUGGGGAUGCAACUUUUUGGAGGAAAAUUCAACUUUGAUGAGACACAAACUAAACGUAGCACUUUUGAUACAUUUCCGCAGGCUCUGCUUACAGUGUUCCAGAUUUUAACAGGAGAAGACUGGAACACUGUAAUGUAUGAUGGUAUCAUGGCAUAUGGAGGACCCUUCUUCCCGGGCAUGCUGGUCUGUGUCUACUACAUCAUUCUUUUCAUAUGUGGUAACUAUAUCCUGCUGAAUGUGUUCUUGGCUAUCGCUGUAGACAAUCUGGCAGAUGCUGAGAGCAUCAAUACAUCUUCGAAGGAAGGAGAUGAAAAGAGGAAAAAUAAGCUCAUAUUAAAAGGUCUUCCUGACAAAAAAACUAAGGAGGAAACUAGUUCAGAAAAAAAGCAAAUCCCAAGAAGGCAAGACAUCCCUGUCAGUAAGAAACUAAGCAUUGAUCAAUAUGAUGAACAUGUAAACGAAAAGAAAGAUCCAACGCCUCAGUCAGACUUUCCUGGUGUUGAUGAUGAUGAUGAACCUGAGGUGCCACUGUCACCACGGAUGCCUCCCUGAUCGGACUUUGCCCCCAAGGAGAAGGUGGUACCCAUUCCAGAGGGCAGUGCAUUCUUUAUCCUAAGCAGCACCAAUCUGAUCAGAGUCGGUUGCCACAAGCUUAUACAUCAUCAUGUCUUCACCAACCUAAUUUUGGUUUUUAUCAUUCUAAGUAGUAUUUCUUUGGCUGCCGAAGAUCCUAUCCGAGCACACUCUUUCAGAAAUCAUAUUCUUGGCUAUUUCGAUUAUGCAUUUACUGCUAUCUUCACCAUAGAGAUCUUGUUAAAGAUGACAGCCUUUGGAGCAUUCCUACACCAUGGCUCAUUCUGUAGGAACUGGUUCAAUCUGCUGGACUUGCUGGUUGUGAGUGUUUCACUCAUCUCAUUUGGAAUACACUCAAGUGCUAUCUCAGUGGUUAAGAUUCUUCGUGUCUUAAGAGUUCUUAGACCCCUAAGAGCUAUCAACCGUGCCAAAGGACUGAAGCAUGUUGUUCAAUGUGUGUUUGUUGCAAUCAGAACCAUUGGAAACAUCAUGAUUGUCACCACACUCUUACAGUUCAUGUUUGCCUGCAUCGGUGUUCAACUCUUCAAGGGAAAGUUUUACAGUUGUACUGAUGAAGCAAAGCAUACACCUGAAGAAUGCAAAGGCACAUUCAUUGUGUACAAAGACGGAGAUGUAACUCAUCCUAUGGUGAGAGAACGCAUUUGGUAUGACAGUGAGUUCAACUUUGACAAUGUAUUAUCUGGGAUGAUGGCCCUUUUCACUGUUUCAACCUUUGAAGGAUGGCCUGCUCUUCUAUAUAAAGCAAUAGAUGCUAACGGUGAAAAUAUGGGACCAAUAUAUAACUACCGUGUGGAAAUUUCCAUCUUCUUCAUUGUCUAUAUCAUCAUUAUUGCCUUCUUCAUGAUGAACAUCUUUGUGGGUUUUGUCAUCAUCACCUUCAGGGCUCAGGGGGAGCAGGAGUACAAGAACUGUGAGCUGGACAAGAACCAGCGUCAGUGUGUUGAGUACGCACUAAAAGCCCAACCACUGCGCCGGUAUAUCCCAAAAAACAAGUACCAGUAUAAGGUGUGGUAUAUGGUCAACUCCACAGGCUUUGAGUACAUCAUGUUUGUUCUUAUUCUGCUUAACACAAUCACACUUGCUAUGCAGCAUUAUGAACAGUCAACGCCAUUCAAUUAUGCAAUGGAUAUACUAAACAUGGUUUUCACAGGGCUUUUUACUGUGGAAAUGGUCCUGAAGAUUAUAGCCUUUAAACCAAAGCACUACUUCUGUGAUGCAUGGAACACAUUCGACGCACUUAUUGUUGUUGGCAGUGUGGUAGACAUUGCUGUAACAGAGGUCAAUACCUUCCUCCAAACCAGUGGUGGCCGUUUCUGCAUGGGUGGUGGUGUGGGAAAUAUCGAUUCUGAAGACAGUUCCCGCAUUUCAAUUACAUUCUUCCGUCUCUUCAGAGUAAUGCGACUAGUCAAACUUCUGAGCAAAGGUGAAGGGAUUCGUACUCUUCUUUGGACAUUUAUCAAAUCUUUUCAGGCUUUGCCUUAUGUAGCUUUGCUGAUUGCAAUGAUUUUCUUCAUCUAUGCUGUAAUUGGCAUGCAGACUUUUGGAAAAAUAGCAAUGCAGGACAAUACCCAGAUAAAUCGAAACAAUAAUUUUCAGACUUUUCCUCAGGCUGUGUUGUUGCUUUUCAGGUGCGCAACUGGUGAAGCCUGGCAAGAGAUCAUGCUUGCAAGUAUGCCUGGCAAAAGGUGUGAUCCGGAGUCCGACUAUGGUCCAGGAGAAGAAUUCACUUGUGGCAGUAACUUUGCCAUAAUCUACUUCAUCAGCUUUUUCAUGCUUUGUGCUUUUUUGAUCAUAAACCUGUUUGUGGCUGUCAUCAUGGAUAACUUUGACUACCUCACCCGUGACUGGUCUAUCCUUGGUCCACACCACUUGGAUGAAUUUAAGAGGAUCUGGUCAGAGUAUGAUCCUGAGGCAAAAGGCCGUAUCAAGCAUUUGGAUGUGGUCUCUUUGCUCAGACGUAUCCAGCCUCCUUUGGGAUUUGGAAAGUUGUGCCCCCACAGAGUAGCCUGUAAGAGGUUAGUAGCAAUGAAUAUGCCACUGAACAGUGAUGGAACUGUCACUUUUAAUGCAACACUGUUUGCCUUAGUUCGGACUGCACUCAAGAUUAAAACUGAAGGAAAUCCAGAUCAAGCCAAUGAAGAACUAAGGAUUGUCAUUAUGAAGAUCUGGAAACAUGUCAAGCAGAAGGUCUUAGAUGAGGUGAUUCCUCCACCUGAAGAUGAAGAUGUAACAGUCGGCAAAUUCUAUGCAACAUUUUUGAUCCAGGACUACUUUAGAAAAUUCAGGAAGAGAAAAGAAAAAGGACUUCUGGGCACAGAAUCUGGAAAUAGCAACUCAUCAGCGUUGCAGGCAGGCCUGCGAACUCUGCAGGAUCUGGGACCAGAGAUUCGUCGUGCAUUGUCCUGUGACAUGAAUGAAGAAGUCAUUGAUGAAAAUGGAGAGAAUUACAAGGUUAUCACUUAA
Molecule: messenger RNA, 5008 nt
Organism: Protopterus annectens (West African lungfish)
Lineage: Eukaryota; Metazoa; Chordata; Ceratodontiformes; Protopteridae
Gene: CACNA1F
Product: calcium voltage-gated channel subunit alpha1 F
Exons: 52
Biological process (GO): calcium ion import across plasma membrane
Cellular component (GO): membrane; voltage-gated calcium channel complex
Molecular function (GO): high voltage-gated calcium channel activity
Source: RefSeq, a predicted model, not a curated record